AUAUAUUGUGCGCGAACAGGUCACGUCGUCUCUGAUGCAGAACCGAACGUAACUGAGAGAUAGUGAAGAGACUUUUUGUGUCUAACACACUGUUAAGGAAUACCCUGCGGGUGUCAGAAGGGAUACAGUGCUGUUGUCUAAGUGUAUCCUGUUUGCGCUGUCUAAAAGUAUACACUUUUGUUGCCAACAGUGAGCAGUGAAACACUUGUGGCUUCUUUAUGGAUAUUCCGCUAUUGUCUAUGGAAAUGGUCUGAUGUUGUUUAAAGGAAUAUUCUGUUGUCGUUGAUAGGAUAUAGAGGAAAACACACGGCAGCAGAAGUUGAUUCCUGCAGUGGACCAACGGAACCAUGGAUAGAAAAUAUGUCAUAGCAAUUGCUGUAUGUGUGACUGUGAUAGUCGUCAUCAUCGUCAUCGUCGUUGUCGUCGUGUCUCUGUUAAUCAGACGUCGGAGGAGGGUUGUUCGUAGACAACGACCACGACCACAGAGCUCAGUUUCUGUUGAGAGCACCGUUCAAGUUAGGGCAGCAAAGAAUUAUCGAAUCAGCCGCGAUGACAUCGUGGAGAGAUCAGGAAAAGACGACUUGGAGCUGAAAGGCGUGACCAACAGCCCGACAGGGGAGGCAAUCACAGCUAUGUGUCCCCCGACACCUCCAGUUGGUGGAGCCGCUCCCCCGCGUCUCGAUCCCAUAUAACGCCAGGACAAUCUCACAACCAGCAUCUACUGCACAGCACCUGCACCAUCAACUACAUCAGGAAGUGCACAGACGUCAGAAAUUGAGAAUCGACACGCUACAAUGCCUUAAGAUUUGACGUCAACAAUGUAUAUCUUUUUGACUAUAUGCAGGUCUUCCUUUUAGGUUGACGUAAUUGAUGUAUACAUACGUAGUGCCCAUAUAGAAUAAACCGAUAAUGUAGAUGAUAAUGGGAUACAAGAGGAAAGGCUACAAUGCACCAAAGGAUGUUGUCGAGUUACAAUAAGGGAUGUGCCGAUGUGGUUUUGUAGUAGUUUUGUAAUUGGUGUAUCCCACACAGGUCUGUACAAAUGCAGCUUAUACAAUUUUAAAAUGAGUGUUUUUUUGUGUAUGCAUAAUCAGCAAUUUUCCUUCUGUAUCACGAUGGCCUGUUAUUACAUCAAGUCAAGGCAAACCAGUGAUUGAUAUCAUGAGCAACGUCCAACGCCGUCCGGUAUCAUCCCACGCAAUCGACUAGUCCAGUCUAGUCCUAUCCAUCCGACCCAUAUUUAGUCGUCUCAUACAACAAAAAACAAUAGAGUGCUGGGGACCUACCAGAAACCGUGUGACAAAAUCGAUUCUUUUUUUCAAGUUAGGACAAACGCACAGAUACAGUUUUAUGAGGAUCAUAUCACAAACAUUCAGUCAAAGCUGUGCAUCGCACAUAUGAAUACAACGUGUGCUGUUUGCAUUUGUUUCGCCAGUGAGGAAUAAAAUACAGUUCAUAUACUCUGCAAAAAAAGAAACGCAAAUGUAAAAAGAAAUCGUAAAAUUCUGUCACAGUGCUGCCGACAUCCAUACAAAAUUAUAUCAAACAUGAAUGUGUACAUUUCUGCAUGGAUUGGGAUUGAUUUGUGUGGAAAUUAGUGUGGAAUGAGGUACUGCAGACAUUUGGUGACAAGAUGGAAAAACGCAACCACGUGAGAGCCUGGUGCCGAAACACACCAAUAUGACAUGCACGUUCAACGUAACUCGUUUGGUAAUAAAAUCGUUGGGAUGCGUAAGAUAUCAGUCCAUACUGAGGAACUGUUUACGCGCUGAAGGUAUUCGCGCUAGAUGACCAGUUCGGGUGUCAUUUUGACGGAGCUGCAUCGUCGACUGCGACGUCAAGGUUUGAUGUGGUGGUGGAAUUGUGCCGAUGAGGGCAACCAUUUCCUGCACUGGUAGAAUCGACUUGGUGCAAGUUCCUCGGAACUUAACGGCACAGCGUUACAGUCAACAAAACUGACAACAGCCUCCCAUAGGAAUAACAACAUCCAGAUCCUGUCAAGGCCCUCCACGUCUCCAGUCGGACAUUUAUGAGAUGCACGGGAUCAACGACUGCAAGCACAUCAGCAACAACCACAGACCAUCCAACAGUUGGCACACGCACUGCAGGGAGAAUGGGUGAACAGUUCUCCAGGGCACAAUUCGGUAACUGAUUUCUUCCAUGGGACGGCGAUGCCAGUCAGUUUGGAGCCUGGUGGCCAUACAGGAUAUGUAGAACAGAUGACCUUGAACAUCUGCUGUUCCAUUUCUUCUAUAUGGAACAUAGGUCAAUGACAAUGAUAUGUGCCUAUUUUGAACAAUCGAUUACAAUAUGUUGAUUUUUAUAUGAUGCAUAAAAUAUCAAACCUU
Molecule: messenger RNA, 2348 nt
Organism: Haliotis rufescens (red abalone)
Lineage: Eukaryota; Metazoa; Mollusca; Gastropoda; Lepetellida; Haliotidae
Exons: 6
Coding region: 348-692 (114 amino acids)
Source: RefSeq, a predicted model, not a curated record